Hyla sarda is the source of this 1323-nucleotide messenger RNA. RefSeq names its product agouti related neuropeptide (gene AGRP). Lineage: Eukaryota; Metazoa; Chordata; Amphibia; Anura; Hylidae. The record is from RefSeq and is a predicted model, not a curated record. Bases 671 to 1117 code for a protein of 148 amino acids. Gene Ontology annotation, molecular function: type 1 melanocortin receptor binding; neuropeptide hormone activity. Gene Ontology annotation, cellular component: extracellular region. Gene Ontology annotation, biological process: hormone-mediated signaling pathway; positive regulation of feeding behavior; neuropeptide signaling pathway. The transcript is spliced from 7 exons.
AGCGGCGGGGAGAGGGAGAGAUGGAGGGAGGGAUGAAUAUUCAUAAGCGGGCGGCGCUGACAUCACAGUGCCACUAGGCUCCUGAAAACCCCAUCUGUGCCAGUUACAGCCACAUUUACAUAUAUAUAGAAAAACUAAGAUUGUGAGCGAACAGCUGGAGGAUCCGGGCAAGUGCACUUUAUUUGUUUUGGUGUUGCUACAAGUUUGUUGUUCCUGCCCCCUGAUGAGGUCACUCAGGUAUUUUACCGGGACCUCGUCAGUGGGCGUGAUGGUCUGACGAAGUACGGAAGUACGACACAGCUGUUACCUGCACGCUGAGGCCCUCGGCAUUCCUGUUCAUUCACCUGUCUGACACCGCCACCGUGUUCAUACUAUAAAGAACCUUUUUGAAGCUACCAUUUUGGACAGGAACCCUGGUGGAUUUGGAUCCGCUGGACCUGAUUGGCAGAUGGCUCGGACCGUACCAGGAAGCGGAGUCUAAGGUGUAGUCAAAGCGCAGCAGGAGUUCAGUAGUUUGCCGCUAGGAAAAGUCAUCCAACUUGUUGUUGUCGCUGUACACGUCACAAUAGCACAUUCAUAUCUCUCUAUAUAAAUGGCUUUCCCUUGUCUCUUCCUCCAUCAAUUGGCUUAGCCUGGCGACUCUCCAACAACGCACAUAUAUCUUGAAAACAUGAUGUUCAAUACAGUCCUGCUGUGCAUGGCUAUGGUUCAAGCAAUUCAGGCUAUACUGACCUCAGAUUCUAGCAAUGGAAGGUUUGAAGGAAUUAGCUCUGGUGCAAAUACUGGCGGAUAUAACUACCAAGGAGUACUACAUAAAGUAAAAGAGUCUGGGUUACUUAUGCCAGCAAGUCUAGCAAGAUCAGACAUUCUUAGAAUGGACACAGGAGCGGCUGAAGAGAAUCUAAUGGAAGAUUACAGCUUGGUGGACCCACGGGCCCUGUCACUGGAAGUAUCAUCCCGUGAAGAGCGUUCACCCAGGAGAUGUGUCCAACUUCGGGAAUCAUGUGUUGGACAUCUGCCCUGCUGCAGCCCUUGUGCAACCUGUUACUGCCGUUUCUUCAAUGCAAUUUGCUAUUGUAAAAAGACCAGCACCAACUGUCACCAAGGCAAAAAAUAGCCGUAUUUUGCUUUUCUAGAGGGAAAGAUGUGUCAUUAUAUUAUGAUGUUCAUUAUGAACUUGUAUAUUUACCUAUAUUUUCUCUACAACUAUUUAAUACCUGCCUUAUACGAACUAUCAUUUAGAUAUGACUUUAUGCAGUUCUUGUCUAUGUGUCCAUGAAUGUAAUUUCAAUUGUCUUAGUGGAAUUAAAGGAUUUAUACUAC